UCAGGUUACAGGCUCAGCAGACGGUAUUACCAAUGAUAGAAUUAGAUGUGAUUGGAUACGCUUGCUGAUUCAAGCUGUUCUUUGCACUCUGGAGAUGGGGAGGCUUCAUAACAUGGAGGAAGAGAAGAGAACAGAUAUGGCGGAAGGAGAGAAUCAGCUGCCGGUACUAAACCUGCUUUAAAGGGGAAAUUCAAGAUGGAGACUAUAAAAUCGGUGAUUUAUCUUCUGGCAUAGACUUGAAGGAUGCCUAUAAUCACAUACGGACGCAUCCGAAUCAUCAACGAUUCCUCAGAGUGGCAGAUAUCAAGGGGAAAUGUCUGGGCUUCCUGGUUCAGGGAGAGAGAAGGCUAAGAAGCACAGACACAGAUAUUGCCUGUCAUGUGAGCAGCCCCUACCUGAUGAGCAGCGAGAGGACUACUGUGACAACUGUACGGCGGCGGAUUCCGUCCAUUCUCAUAGAUCGUCUGGAUCCAAGAGGUCUAGGAGGAAGCAGUCCCGCUGCAUUUCUUGCAUUCAGCCCUUACCUGAGGAUUCGCGGUCCAAUAUCUGCGCUUCCUGUACUCAGCCGGAGGUCGAGUCUGACGCAGAGUCCAGAAGGCUAAUGAGCCUCUUUAAAGGGUAUACGAUUCUGGAGAUUCCUGCUUGCAUUACAGCGUGUUAUCUCGACUCUGGAAAUCCGAUUUAGUAACAUCUAUUCCAGGAAAUAGUACGCCUGUUGACUGAUUUGAACGAUCACUAAAUUUGGAAUUUCCAACAUGCCCUCGUGCAUUAUAAAGGGAUGUACCCACACCUGGAAAAACAAAGAUAAAAAUAUCAUAAUGCAUGUGUUUCCAAAAGAUCCCAGAAUAGUCCGGAAAUGGCUUGAGCAGGCUCCUGACCAUUUUCCAAACGUGGACGAAUGGCUUGAAAAAAUCUUGGAAACACAAAAAAAAAAUGAUAAUUAUCGAUUGUGCUCAAAGCACUUUGACUAUUUUUCAUAUGAGGAAGGAGGAUUGCGUAAAAAAUUACGUCGUGAUGCUGUGCCCACCAUUUUCCCACCAAACAUUAGCAGCACCCUGGAUUCAUCGGAUGCAACUACUGAGACGGAAAGUCAGACAACUUCGGAAUCAUUGGUUAGUUCAGAAUCGCGCUCCGCUACUCCGUUAGGAGAUGUUUCCGGAGAACUCGGAGAAACAAAAAGUUCCGAUGGAACAUUGCCAACAAUAGCAGCUACCCCAUGUGUCAAAAGAAAACAAAAAAGAAGAAGGGUAUCAGAACAUCCAAACACACAAGUUGUGUCACAUCCGGUUGGUUCAAGUGGGAAUGUCGUUCUACACGGUGAAAUUAAUCUCCUGGGAAGCACGAUCCAACUUCACCUGCCAAUUACUGCAACUGUUACAGACACCAAUGUUUUACUUCCUACUUAUAGCUUGCCAACCAUGGUUGAUCAGUCAACAAAUACAGACUUAUAUUGGUCUAAGGAUCAUAAGACAUUUGUCCUUGAUACGAGUUAUGUUUCAAAAGUCAAUAUUGGUAUCCAGACCAAAAAAAUAAGAUAUCGUCAACGAGGAACACAAUGUUGUCUAUUGAAGGACCGCGUAAAAAGAGCUAAAGGAUCUUUUUCUGGCAAAAAAAAUAAAAAAGGAAAAACCUGUGAAAAAACAUCACUCGCAAGUGGCAAAGGACAGCUGAACGAAGAUGAAGGUUCAGAUAAUGGCCAAAUAGACCUGUUAGAAGAAGAAAUUGAACCAUCCAAGCAUUCUGACUAUGAUAAUAUACAAUUCAGUGAAGACAUUGAGAUGUCACAAAGUUUAUUUUAUUCAACACCAUUGAGCGCUGCCAAACUGUGCAGCAGAUUAGAAAUAAACGAACUGUCACCUUUGAAGAAAAACAUUAGAGAUUGUCAUACAAUUCAACUUACAAGUAUAAAUUUAUUGGAAGAAGAAAAUGAUGCUAUAGAAGAAGAACCUGAUUUAUCGCCUGGGGUAAUUAUGGAAUCUGAUGAAGAGGAAGACGAAGAUUUAUCUACAUUCCUAGAAGACUUUGAGGAUGAGAUAGAGCCUCUAGAUCAAGUAACAAUCGAUGGGAACCAAAUGGAUAUAAUUGGAGGUGAUAUCAAAGACCCUGUUAGUGAAAAUAAAUUUAUAGUUUUCGAAAGUUGCCUGGAUAGUCUGAUCAGUAUGAUUCCAUGCCAAUAUAGGAAGUCAUGUGGGAGUCGACUAACUCAUAAGAAGAUUAGACAGAUCGGAUCUGCGAUUAACUUGGAUGUGAAAUGUGUCCGGGGUCACAUUCAACUACUAUGGACCAGCCAGCCGAGAGUAAAUCGCAUUUCCGCCGGCAACCUACUCUUGUCUAGUGCAAUAGUGCUUAGUGGGAAUCACUUCCUCAAAAUAAAAAUGUUUUUUGAUAUAAUAAAUAUUUUUAUGAUAUCUCGUUCAACCCAUUACCGUUACCAGCCAAAAUACAUUUUUCCAAGCAUACACGAAGAAUGGCAACAAGAACGUGCAAAAAUUGUCUCUGCACUAGGAAGAUCACCUGUAUGCUUGGCGGGUGACGGUCAAUCUGACAGCCCUGGAUUUUCAGCUAAAUAUUGUAUAUAUACAAUGAUGGAGACUGACCAAGGAAAAAUAGUCGACUUUAGUGUUGUACAAAUAAUUCCUCCGGCAUCUUCAGUUAGCCUAGAAAAAAAUGCUUUUAAAGAAACAAUAGACCGAAUUAUAGAAAAAAAUAUAAAUGUUAGAAUAGUGGCAACCGAUCGCCAUGUUUCAAUACGGAAACUAAUAAAAGAUGAAUAUCCACGGAUAAUCCAUCAAUUUGAUGUUUGGCAUCUGGCAAAGUCAGUUGGGCAAAAAAUUCUAACUGCUUCAAAAACCCAAAAUUGUUCUGCCCUCUCACCGUGGAUAUCAUCCAUAAAAAACCAUCUAUGGUGGUGCGCUAGAAAUUGUGAUGGCAACCCUACAAAAUUAGUGAUAAGAUGGAAGUCCGUUCUAAAACAUGUUUUAAAUAUACACGAAUGGGAAACAGAAGAUGAAUACUCACGGUGCCAUCAUAACACAGAAAUACAAGAUAAAAAGUGGCUCCUUGAUCACUCUGCCGCAUUUGAAAAGCUGAAAAGUAUUGUUGAAAGUCAGAAACUUAUAAAGGACAUUGAACAUCUUUGUUUUUUUGUCAUACAGGAGAUUUAGAGGUUUUCCACUCCUGCGUACUAAAGUACCGACCUAAACGGGUGCAUUUUUAUUUCGAUGCCAUGGUAGCUCGUACAACACUCGCUGUUUUGGAACACAAUACAAAUGUUGGCAGAGUACAGGCAGUUUUCCAAGAAAGGACUGAUGCAGAGGGUCAGGAACAAGCUAAAAAAUAUAGAUUUGAGUACAGUAAAGCACGCAAAGCCUGGGUGGUCAAGUUACUGUACGAACCACGGUCUCAAGAAUUUUUGAAGCCAAUAUUCAUUAGAAUUAUUGAACUUGCUGAGGGAAAAUUUGAAUCCACAUGGGAAUCUGCCUUGCCCAGUUUACCCCGAAACAUAGCACCAGUUGAAAGGCCACCUAAAGAAGAUCUGGUGCGAAGACAUCUCUUUAGAAAAUAAAUUUUCUACAAUGAUACUACUAAAUUUUGUUAUUAUAUUGUUUUAUUUACAUUUACUUUACUAAUGCAUAUUAUGGUUAUCCUUCUUGUAAAUGUUGUAUUAAAUUUUUUCGUUUCUUGUAAUUAUAACAUCGUUUUACAUGUACAUGUUGCAAAUGUUAAUUAGUUUUUGUUAUUAAAAAUAAAUUGUUCAAAUAUCUUGCUGAAUUUUUAUACAAUUUUUCUAGUUGUUCAAGGUGAAACCCACUGGAAUUCUGUAUUAUAAAUUUAGUAAAUAAAAUAAAUUGCAAUACAUAAAAUUAUUAAAACCUUUCAUAGUAAAAAUUUUUUUAAAAAAUGUAUUUAAAAU
Bufo gargarizans (Asiatic toad) is the source of this 3913-nucleotide messenger RNA. RefSeq lists its product as uncharacterized. The transcript is spliced from 6 exons. The coding region runs from base 756 to 3164 and encodes 802 amino acids. Lineage: Eukaryota; Metazoa; Chordata; Amphibia; Anura; Bufonidae. The record is from RefSeq and is a predicted model, not a curated record.